AUGGAUAACAAUCCAGGUCUGAUCAACAGCUUGACAUCUCCAGCUCUUUUGGUUAUGGUGACAUCUUCAGAUGGUUCUCUAGGGGUUACACAGCAGCCACCCCAUUAUACUGUACCAAUGUCUAUGGAAAAGCCCCCUCAAAUCACCUACUUGAGCCCAGCCUACCCUCUCUUGUACCCUCCUCAGGAACACAUGAAUUCUAGUUGCCCCCCUCAGCUUCUUUCUCUCCCCCCACAAUAUGGACAUCACCACCUGGACAGGGGAAAUGUUGGCGUUUUAGGGUACAGUGCACUGCACCCUUUUGGUGCCUUCCGUCUGUCAGAGGGUGUAGAGAGACUUCAGUCUGGAUUUUUGAACCCCAAGAGAAUGAAAGGGGAGGUAGAUCCCCUCCAGAUACGUUAUCUAUCAAUGGAAGCCGGGAUGGACAUUUCUCAUGUUCCUGGAGGUUCAGGGAUCACUCCAACAACUCAUCGGAAAUCCCCAAAACCCAGACCAAGCUCCCACAAAAAAGGUGAUGUUGUAAACCUAACACGUUUUUACAUCUGA
This is a messenger RNA of Pelobates cultripes (western spadefoot toad), 546 nucleotides long. The record is from the annotation of a GenBank genome assembly. Lineage: Eukaryota; Metazoa; Chordata; Amphibia; Anura; Pelobatidae.